AUGGGAGCGAUAGCUACGACCAACGAGAAGCUAACUGCAAGUCUGGCAAAGUUGAGUUUGCCGAAAUGUCACCCAGAUGUAUUUUGUGGAGACGCUACGAUGUUCCAUCCUUGGAAAAGCGCAUUUAAAGGAAUGGCAGAAAGUUGCAACGUCACCCCAGAGAACGAAAUGAACUAUUUAUGCAUGUAUACAACCGGCGAGCCACGAAAGUUGGUGAACAGUUAUCGGAAAAGACGUCAUAAAGACCUUGAGAAACUGUUGAUGGAACUAUGGAUGGAAUUGGAAAAGCGUUUCGGCAACGUCGCAGUAAUUACAAACGCAUUUCUUACAAGACUUCGAGAAUCAGCCAGAUUUGGAGAAUAUGAUAAGAAGAAACUCCAAGCGUUCUCAGAUCUGUGCUCGGACGUGGUUUCGCAAGUCAGUCAACUUCCUGGCUUAGCAUGCCUCAACUAUCCAAACGCCAUUCGACCCAUCCUCUAUAACUUACCAGAAUCCCUUCGCAACAGAUGGGAAGAAGAAGAAGAAGAAUUUUAUUCGCACCAGUCAAAAAUACAUAAUUACAAUUUUUUUUCCACACAUUAUUAA
Molecule: messenger RNA, 585 nt
Organism: Paramuricea clavata
Lineage: Eukaryota; Metazoa; Cnidaria; Anthozoa; Malacalcyonacea; Plexauridae
Source: the annotation of a GenBank genome assembly